This is a messenger RNA of Pseudo-nitzschia multistriata, 2336 nucleotides long. The record is from the annotation of a GenBank genome assembly. Lineage: Eukaryota; Bacillariophyta; Bacillariophyceae; Bacillariales; Bacillariaceae.
AUACAACGUGCUCUUCCAGUCAAUUCCCCCUUUGUUUAUACAAGCCGCUGUCACAUGUACUCCUUCGCCAUACUUUGCCACUGCGAUGGCAACACAAUUCGUUUCUUUUCCACCUCAUUAUAAUGACAAGUCUUAUAAAUCAUUGGAAACUCCGUGCGGAAGUGGCUUGCUUUCUACCCACCGCUCCGUUGGAAGUUAUAUCAGUGUUUCACUCAUCAAAAAUACUAUAUGAUCCCUGCAUAGGAUUGGAUGGGAAACGGUACCGAACAAUGAAUAACAGAAUAUGCAUGCGACGAUWAAUUCUUUGUUGCUUUUGCAAUAGAAAAGAAUCAUUCAUCCCUUUUCCUUCCAAUUUAUCGUUGCGUAGUCUUCGUUUUAAGCACGCUCACCACGGAUACGACGAGCCAACUGAAUAUCCUUGGGCAUAAUCGUCACACGCUUGGCGUGGAUGGCGCAAAGGUUGGUAUCUUCGAACAAACCCACCAGGUAGGCCUCGGCGGAUUCCUGGAGGGCGAGGACGGCCGAUCCCUGAAAGCGCAGAUCACUCUUGAAAUCCUGGGCAAUCUCACGAACCAAACGCUGAAAAGGAAGCUUUCGGAUCAAGAGAUCAGUGCUCUUUUGGUAACGACGGAUCUCGCGGAGGGCAACGGUUCCGGGCCGGUAUCGAUGGGGCUUUUUGACGCCUCCGGUGGCGGGGGCCGACUUGCGGGCGGCCUUGGUAGCGAGCUGUUUGCGGGGAGCCUUUCCUCCGGUAGACUUUCGGGCGGUCUGGUGCGAUGCAAUAAUAAAGMGAAAAAUAUUUACUUUCGUUAGAUCAACACUGUCUUCGAAACGAAUAGAAUGAAUCAAACCCGUGUCCUGGUGUUGCUCYGUGUAGAAUUUACUCAUAAAUUAAGCCUCUCUUUUAUUUUUCUUACUUGUUUUGUUCGGGCCAUGGUUAUUGAAGUGAAGUUGAAUGGGUCCAAUUGAAGAUCAAUCCGUUUUCUGUCAAACACUAGGUAUGAGUUUGAGUUGUUCUGCUAAUUUUCUUUCGUUCCUUUGUCGUCAAUGUUCCAUCCGCAAGAAGUCGUGCCAACACCUUGCUGUCGUUAAGAUGCUGCUGCUGCUGUCUCUUCGCUGUUUUUUGGACGGCGGUGCUCGCAAUUCUAUCCGAAAAAUUGUCUCGUUUGAGUCGAACGAGUCAAUUUACCAAGUCAGUAGUGGAGAUUGGAGAUACUUACGUUUCGUACGGUACAGCAGGUACAGUACGUGCUACGGUACUAGUCGUUCAUCCACGAGUACUUCUCGUGGGGAUAAGAGUACGUACUACGAGUACCAUACUGGUCGUAACCCCCAGGAAUUUUCCCUACGAUGCCUCUCGCUCAACGUGACAUAAAAUCUCGCACAAAAUCUCACACAAUCACAAUCAAGCAAGCAAGCAAGCAAGUACCGUUACAAACACGACCGAAACCAUGGCCCCGUCCCAAACCACGGAACACGCGACGGAAGACAAGGAGCCGCUGCCCACCGCUUCGGAACUACAGAAGCAACUCCGGGUGGAUGCCACCAUGGGCGCCAACGGAUUCGCAAAGAGCUUGCUCCGCGCUGUGGUGGUUCGGAGCGUCGAGCUCGGCGGCGGUUCCGCGCACGGGCGGCGAGACAGAGACCGAUUGGUCGUGUCCUUCCGYGUCACGCCCGAAUUGUCCAACGGCCACGGUCUCCACGGGGGUGCCUUUGCCACCGCAACGGAUGUCUUUACGUCCGUGAUCUUGCACCUCAGAACUCCCGUGCCGAGCGUGACGUCGGACCUGCACGUUUCGUGCCUCGCCCCGGCRCCGAUCGGAUCCACCGUGGUGUGCAUCUGCACGGUCGACCGAGCCGGYGGAAGGCUACAGUAUUCAUCGUGCGAUCUAUACCGGGAGGAGAGCAACAACGGCGGAAUCGUUGGAGAAAGCACCAACCCGAAAUGGAUACCGAUAGGRAAAGGAUUGCACACCAAGUGCGUUCUCAAAAAAGCACGGAAGAACGCCUUGCCACCUAGGACAUCGAGGCUCUGAUCGUUGGUUCUUUCGAGGUCGUGUCUACCGUAACAUUGCGAGCACACCACAGCACUCCAAACCAAAGGAAAACAGGAAUACGCAACAAACUACGUUACGGUGCUGGAGCUUGGCGUUCCGGUAUUUUUAAUUUUUUGUCUGAGUAUCGUGCAUCUCUCGUAUCGUACAGUAUGUACGGUAGAGGUACCUGGUACGCGUUCGUACCAAAAAGAAAAAAAAAAGCCUCGAUCCUGUUGUUGAUCGGUGAAGUCGGCGACGACCUACCUACUGUAGUACGAACAAUGAAUCGUGAAUUCUAUU